Molecule: messenger RNA, 242 nt
Organism: Strongylus vulgaris
Lineage: Eukaryota; Metazoa; Nematoda; Chromadorea; Rhabditida; Strongylidae
Source: the annotation of a GenBank genome assembly
AUGGAUGGAGUUAUUGAUAAACUAUCAACUGAUAAGAGAGUAGAAAAGAGUGGAACUGCAACUCAUCUCUAUGUGGACUAUGUAAAUUUACCUCGUGCUGUCAAGAAGGGCUCCCGUAUUUUCAUAGAUGAUGGACUGAUCUCGUUGCUGGUCGAAGAAGUCUCCGAAAAUUCUGUAAUGUGCGAAGUAGAAAAUGGUGGUAUGCUAGGUAAUAGGAAGGUCAGUGGUAACUAUUUUUGAGA